AGGGCAGCACGCUGGACGCUGGGAGCUGCUCAGCGCACGAACAUUUCCCCAUACACAGGAACAGUAGCUAUGUCGAAUGAGAUGAGUGCACCUCUUCUCUUGGAUGAAGAGGAUGGAGUUGAUGAUGCACAGGCAGCUUCUUGUUCAUCCACUGUGGCCAUACUGGGUUCUGGUGACUUCUCACGGUCAUUGGCUAUGCGGCUGGUGGCAUGUGGUUUUGGUGUGGCAGUGGGGAGUCGCUGUGUAAGGCGCAUUUCUCCUGGUCUCUUUCUGGAUGCGGUGGAGUUGAACAGUCAGGAGGCAGCAGUAGCAAAAGCCAAGAGGCUGGUCUUCAUGGCUCUGUUCCCUGAGCACUAUUCAUCCCUGUUGGGCCUCAGGACAGCACUGGCUGGAAAGAUACUCGUGGACGUGAGUAACGCUGUGGAGUUGAACAGCAAGAGACCAUCUAAUGCAGAGAGACUUGCAGAGAUGUUCCCAGACAGUGUGGUUGUUAAAGCCUUCAACACAAUUUCUGCCUGGACUCUGCAGACUGGUGCACAGGAUGGUAACCGGCAGGUGCUGCUGUGCAGUGACAGUGCAGAAGCAAAGCGUGAGGUGGCCCAGCUCGCCCGGCGCAUGGGCUUUUACCCAGUAGACGUUGGCAACCUGUUUUGUGCACAGCAUCUUGAAAGAAAGCCAUUGCAUCUCUUCCCAUCAUGGCGUGGCUCUGUCCUCACUACCUUCCUGCUCUUCUUUUUCUUCUACUGCUAUGGAUUUAUCCGUGAGAUUCUCUUGCCAUACUUGUCCAAUGGACAAAACUCCUUUUACCGCUUAGUCUUUGAUCUAGUGAACGAAAGCCUGCCAUGCGUGGCACUAGUCACCCUGGCACUGGUGUACCUACCGGGGCUGUUUGCAGCAUGGCUGCAGCUGUGGAGAGGCACCAAGUACCAGCGAUUCCCCUGCUGGCUGGAUGCCUGGCUGCUGCGGAGGAAACAGCUCGGCCUACUGAGCUUCUUGUUUGCUGCUCUGCAUGGGGUGUACUGCCUCUGCCAUCCACUUCGUACCAUCACACAACGCAGGCUUAUCAACACUGCUUACUCACAGGUGAAGUCAGGUGUGGAGAUGCCUUGGGAUGAACAGGGAGUAUGGCGCACUGACCUCUAUUUAUCCACUGGAGUGUUAGGUCUGGGCAUGCUGUCCCUGUUGGCUAUCACAUCUCUACCCUCAGUGGGCAACAUCCUCACAUGGAGAGAGUUCAGCUUCAUUCAGUCUGGACUGGGCUAUGCUGCUUUGACUCUCUCUGUCAUGCACACGUUGGUGAUUGGCUGGAAUUUUGCAUUCUCCUCCAAGACCUAUGCGUUCUACAUGCCACCCAGCUACAUGCUAGCUGUGGCCCUGCCAUGUGCUGUGCUGGUGUGCCGAUGUUUCCUGCUGCUGCCAUUUGUCUCCACCAGGUUGACGCGCAUACGCCGGGGCUGGGAAAGCACACGCAAAUGCCCUGUGUCACAGCACCAGCGAGUGCAGGAGAACAGGACAGUUCCACAGGUCUAGUUGGGACAGUCAGUUGACACUGAUGAUUCAUUUACUGGUUUACAUUAAUAGUUUGAAUUUAGCAUUUCCAUAAGCAUAACACAGUGCACAUUUUUAAAAUGCCGUAGCCUUACUUGCUGCAAUGUGAAUGGCGUUAUUACAUUAUUUUCCAAAUUUUUUAACAGUUAAGGGGGUUGAUAAGAACCAGCAAUGGCCUUUCAUAAACUUUUAGAGACAGAACAUACUGUACUAGCAUUACACAACACUGCAAACUAUUAAUGGGCUUUGAAAUAGCUAUUGUGUGAUAUACCAGUAUAGCCAUAAGCAAUCAUUUGUAUCAGGUAGGCUGUGACACUAUAAUUAAAAAAGCAACACUAUUUCAGAUGGGCUAGUAGCAAAUGGGAUUUUUUUAAGGAUAUACCAGUUGUUGAAAAGUGGAAACAGUAUUUCUCCAUUGUUUAGAUUUUGGAAGGUGCAUUCAUCUUAUCCAGACUAGUUUUUUUUUUCUUUUUAAACAAAAACAACCUUGAGUAGUUUCCUUAACAUUUCAGUAAUUGCACUGCAUAGUUUUCGUUGACUUGAAAACUGGCACAAUGUAAAUAGAUACUGUUUGCUGAAAGUCUACUUUCUUUCUUCUUUUUUUUUAAACCUUUAAACCCAUGUUAGUAGCCACUGUCAGCCUUUCCGCUGGACCAAUAUCCUGUCAUUAAAAGCUUACCUCUGUUGGUCCACAGUAAACCUUUUAUCACUAAGCUUAUACCAUAAUCAGUGCUUAAUGACUUCCAACUAUUUCCCUGUUAAGCUAGACAACAUACAUUCUAAAACCUUAUUACAGCAAUUAAAAGUGUCCUUAUCUAGUGAAAGUUCACUAUGAUGGUUAAAUGUAAAGGAAUGUGUUGUAUAGGCACCUAACACGAGAUAAGCACAGGUCCAACCUCUAGUCACACUUCCUGAGAUAACUUUGGCUUUUAUGUGAAAUGUCAAAAAGGACUUUGCAUUUGAAAUUUGGAAGUUUUUUUAAGGGUGGGCAGUGUGUGUGAAAAUGAAAACAUUUCAUGAAAUGAAAUUACACAUUCUGCAACUGAUUUUGAAUUACGUCUAUACACUGCUAUAGCAGAACUAUACACUGUCAUAAAGGAAAUACCUGUUUAUCUAUUGUAUAAUUAGCAUUGGAAUUUUAAUAAACCCUGAAAAUGCUGCUUCAAUGAUCAUAGUUUAAAAUCUUGAAUCAUGAAAUAAUCACCAAUCAUUUCCAGUUAAAAAGGAGAAUAUAGUUAUCUCAAACAACUCAACCCACCUCAAUGCUCUCAGGUGUGAAGUAGUGGAAAAGUCAAGCUAGGACUUGAACAGUCCC
Molecule: messenger RNA, 2863 nt
Organism: Hemibagrus wyckioides
Lineage: Eukaryota; Metazoa; Chordata; Actinopteri; Siluriformes; Bagridae
Gene: steap3
Product: STEAP family member 3, metalloreductase
Exons: 5
Coding region: 70-1530 (486 amino acids)
Biological process (GO): copper ion import
Cellular component (GO): plasma membrane; endosome
Molecular function (GO): ferric-chelate reductase (NADPH) activity; cupric reductase (NADH) activity
Source: RefSeq, a predicted model, not a curated record